Molecule: messenger RNA, 9207 nt
Organism: Trichechus manatus latirostris (Florida manatee)
Lineage: Eukaryota; Metazoa; Chordata; Mammalia; Sirenia; Trichechidae
Gene: RBM14
Product: RNA binding motif protein 14
Exons: 3
Coding region: 5040-6695 (551 amino acids)
Cellular component (GO): nucleus
Molecular function (GO): mRNA binding
Source: RefSeq, a predicted model, not a curated record
UCGGGGCGGGCGCGCGCGGGCACUGCUUGUUAGCCACGCCCCUGUCCCGGGGGUCCGCCACUGCGCUGUGGGGGGGGCCCGCGGGAGCGAGGCCGGAGGUGUUGGGGCGCGUUGGGCAGAGCCCCCCUCCUUCCUGCGGCCCAGGCACCAUUUACCCCGCGGGAGGAAGCGGCUCUGGGGGGGCGCGGCGGCCGCUGCGAGCCGAGCUGCGGGGCCGGGGACGCGCCUGCGAGACUUGCGAGGGUUCCGGGGCGCGCCUUCCCGUCGUCUCCCGGGCCGGGCACCGAGCGGAAAUUGGGAAGUGACGGGCACGAGCCGGAUCAUGGAGCGGGGAAGAUUUCUCCACUUCCCCACUUCCUCUGCAGACGUCGGUCAGAGCAAGGGAAGAGGGAAAAGGUGGGGGCUCACGCCCCAAGGCCGCCCUCGCGUUCCCUCCCGAUGAAUGCUCCCGAGCCGAAGGUAACGGGGCCCUUGGACGUUUCUCGGGCUGGGAUCUGUUAGUAUUGUGUGGUCUGGGUCUACCAGAACAGUUACUCGCGGGUAUAGGAGGGGCCCCUUCCGAACCACCUUGGCCUUUGACUGUUGUUAGGUGAGUUAGACGUGGCAGGUACGCGCUUUCCAAACCCUCAACCGUGGGUUUUUUCUCUUUGGGCUCGAUUCUACAAGUUGGAAACCCCGAUCAUUCACAUGUGGAAGGAGGUUUGUUUUAGGAGGGCCCUUUCUCUGUGCCAAGCCCGUGCCCCAGGGCGGUGCCCCCGGUCUAGUCUUCCGUUUAUAAGCUUGGUAACUUUGCAAAGGGCACAGUCUGUGUCUGGGGGGAACCUCGGGGGGGGCGUGCGAUAGGGCUUCGUUAAACAUUGGCUAAACAUGAUUUACUUACUAGUGGUCAUUGCUUGAGUAACCUAAUCCUCCGGUUUAGGUCCCUAGUUUGCCUUUUUUCCUAAAAAAAUGUGUCGCCAUAAUUUAGGCCUGGCUUCUUUUUUGGGACCCAGUUGUCUUUUUUCAUAGUCUGGGUUCUUUUACCCUGAGGGCGCCUUUUUUUUUUUUUUUGAAUUGCUGGCAAGAUUUGGUGGCACAGCCCUUGUGUACGUGGUCAGCCUCCAUUCCACUGGGAACAGAUCAGAGUUAACUUUGCCCUGCCAGCUUCAAGGACGCAACCUGGGAGUAUCUGCUGCCCUGUUCCUGGUGUUGGAGUCGUACCUGCUGACACACUGUGUGAGAAGUUUCGAGGAUAGGAGAUAAAUGUGGGUGCAGGUGCCUCUUCCUACCGAGGUACUUCAUUUGCUGUCCUGGAAAGGCACAUCUUUUGGGCCAUUCCUUGUCCUUUCUGUCAGUGGGGGAAGUGUAAAAAGUUCUUGUCUCUGCUAGGAUGGGUUCCUUGUUCUGCAUUAAUGCUGCAUUCUAUUUCCCUCAACUCAGGUUAUGUGAGUCCAUGGCUAUCCGGAGUCGGGCUUUCCUGCUGGCUGCUCUGAGGCAGACUGUAGAGUGCUUGGAUUUUUGCUUUUGUUAAUUUUUUUUUCUUUUGAGUAAGAGUGGGAAGGGCUUCAUUUAGAUUGGGCACUUGGCUAGGAAAUGAAUGGUGUCUGUGACUCUUAAUUAGUGUUCUCUCUUUAAUCGGCCUGCUAAGUUUCUUUUGUGGUUUUCAGGCAGGGUGAUUAGUAGAUUGGGAGACUAGAAUCCAGCAUUUGAGGGCAGUCUCCAUGGAGUUCAUGUGGUGAAGAAGCUUGUUUUCAGGUGGUAGAGAAAGCUGGGCAUUUGCCUGAGUUUGCUUAGGGCCGACACCAAGUGAUGGGGUGAAGUGCAUGCUUGUGCGUGGUUUCUAGGCCUCCUGGCUGACUCCCUGUGGGAACUAGAGGGAAGUUUUGUGCAUCUUGCCUCUGAGCGCUUGAGUGUGCAAAAUGCACUGACUUCCUCAGGGUGGAGUGAUGUUGAACUGUUGUUUGUAGCCAUGCUGGAGUGUAUUACAGCUCCUGAUAUACUUUGACGAUGGGAAAGAUUGGGGCAUCCCGUUCUUCACUGACGCCUUUCUGUCUCUUCAGGGUGAAGGAAAGUGAGGUUUUUAAGUUGAGAAUGCAGUGAAAAAGGCUGACCAUCACUCUUAUCAGUUCUUGGGCUGAGAAUGGGCAUUUGAUUUAGUGUUGACUGUUAGGUCUUUGAAAAGCACAGAAGUUUGGCACUGAACAGGACAACCAGUUCUGUUUUAUUUCCUAGGAAAAAAACAUUGUUGCUUGGUUACCCCAGCAACUUAGAUAUGAUUUGAUUUGUAGAGAAAAAUCUCCAUAGCAACAGCAGGUUGUAACCACUCUCCACAGCUACAUUCUGUUGGGUAUUCGAAAAUGAAGUACGAGAGUCACUGGCAGCUUCAGGAACCAUUUCAGAUUUCAUGGGAGGUCUGAAAAGCAGAGGAGGAAAAUGUCUCCUCUGCCUUUUUUUGUGGGUGGCCAUUCUUCCCUCCUAUACAGAGCUUUGUAGUUUCAAGUUAGAACUUUUUAUUCUUUUUGGGAUAGGAAAGCUCAUUUUACUGGACUCUCUUAACUUUGGUGCUGGGGGAAUUGUGAUGCCAUCAGACCAUUAGAUCUUUGCAAAAUAUUGCUUGCUAGUCCCUUUAAAUGCAUCGGGUUUCUUUCAGAGAUUACUUUCUUGAACCUGAUCUGUAGGCAUGUGGGUCACGGGAGUUCUCUGGAUCCCUGGUUUUUCUUCAUUCUUCUAGGAGUAGUAAGGUUCCUGAGCAUCGUUGAUUGCACCUUAAGGGAUAGUUGAUCAUCUACGGCUGAGUUUGGCUAUUCCCCAUCAUGGCACUUAGCCCUGAUAUCAUGGAGUCAGUUGGACAACCUAUUCACAUUUCCCUCCAAAGUCAGGCUUAGGAACUUCCUGAUAGAAUUGUAUCAGAUUACUUUGGUGGGGGGGUGUUAUACAUACAGUUCAUCUGGGUGGUCAGUUGAGUUGUACAUGUGAAAUCUUAAUUUUCAAACUAUUUCAUCACUUGGUCUCUUAAUAAAACUCCGCUCAGUAGGGAAUAGAUGGCGAGAUGUCCUGUUGCUCUUGUAAACUCACUGAAAUUUUUUUGGAUGUUUUUUCCUAGCUCAUUGUAGUCUCAGGAAUAUAGUAUGGUUCCUUAAUAUUGUUUGAGUGCCUGGAGCUUCCUUGUCCCCUUUUCUUAAUCUGCCUACAAGUUUCUGCAAAUCUUUCUGUUUUCUGUUUACUUUGAAUGGGCCUGCCGCCUUGCCAUUGCUGUCCAGGUGGUAUUGCUGGUUCCCUGAGUGUCAGCUCAGCCUCUGCUGUUCAGGAGAUCUCAGACCACCAGCACUUGUUUUAAGCUCACUCCACCCAAGGUAGAGAUGAGAGCUUAGAGGACAGGUCUAGUGCCCUGUGGCUUGGCUGAAGGAACACUUAAGCUUGGCAUAGUUGAUAGAUAAGGAAUCAGGUUUUGGCUGUGGGGUGUGAGGACAGAGUUGUGAUAGUUCAUUUUGUUAGUCUGGCAAGUUCCAGGUUUGCAUGUACAGAUGGCAUUAUGUCUCUAGUGUUUUAUUAGAGGCAAGAAAUAAUAUUCUGUAGGGAAUAAGCCUCUGGUUAUUCCUGGAGUUCUGUAGUGUCCCUUACUGUUAUAUAGCUAUUUAUAUUUUCCAAGGUACUUUUGUCUUUUUAUUUGAAUCUCCUAACACUGAGGUAGGUAGGACAGAUUUUUCAGAUAGGGAAAUAAAUUUUAAGUUCCUCAAAAUCUUACAGCAAGUCAGUGAUACAAACCUGGACCUAGAACUGAAGCCUGUUAACUCCUAGCCCAGGAUCCCUUCUAUGUCACACUUCUGACUUAGCCUCGCUGACUGUUUCUGUUCCUGUUAGUGUGAGGGUGUGAGCUGGUGGCAUAGCUCUCAGGUCCAGAGAAAUGACUUGCUGUGUAGGAGUGGCUAGCGAGUACAUCCCAGUAUGAAAGUUUCUAGAAAAGAGGACACUUGUUUGGAGGCUAUUAAAAGGAUUUCUGCUCUUCAAGAAUGCAACCUGAAUAAUUUUAUCCAGGUAGUUGUUCAUUUUGUAAAGCCGAUCUUUAAUGAGAGAGACGGGAUCCUGGUACUUGGUCUCCAUCUUCAGGUAGUCAUGGGUCCAGAAUGGGGUCAGGUGCAUGACCUUAUGUCCCAUGAGCAUGAACCUCCCAUUGUUCCUCAGAUCUUCUUUGCACCAUUGUGGUGUGUGAGUAUGGAAGUAAACAAUUUCUUCCAGCUCCUCCCUGUCCUAAAGUUUUCUCAGUCUACAUGGUAGAUGAGUAGGACUUUGAGAUCAACACCCUGUCUGAGAGCCUCUCCUUUGGAGCUGGGUUGCUGGAAAAACAAGCAUGAGCAUCCACAGCUCCUUCAGAUCUUGGCUGAGGGCCUGAGGGAUAACCUGCUUAGCAGAGCCUGCUAGCUGCAGUAAUUGCAGCUUCUCCCCUGUAGCUGUGAAACCAAAGCUUUCCUGUAAACAGUCUGCUCUGUGGACAGAAGCCCAAGGGAUAAGGUAUACUUCUGUCCCUUGAAGAAGAAAUGGUGGAGGAUAUAAUGUGGCCUCAGGGUGGAGGGGGCUUGGGCCUGAACUUUGUCAGGAGGCUUAGUUUCCAUUCCUAAACCUCAUUGGCUUACAUGGGGUCCACCUUCACCCCUUUUAACUUCAAAUUUAUAGUCUUACUACAGAGUCCUGCCUUAUACAGUAAUUUCUUAGGAAUAGGUUAAUAUAAUGAAGUAGCACUGAAGAGCUGAGAUUCUGGUCCUGGCUCUAACUGUUACUAGCGUUAUGGUUUGGGGCAAACCAUAUAAAUUCCCCGAGCCUGUUUGCCCAUCUAUAAAAUGGGCAUAAUGAUGCUUAUGCUCUGCCUACUUCAUAGGAUUGUUGUGAGAACUGUGAAGUGCUGUGUACAAAGAGGAUGAUGAUCCUGGAAUUCUGUGAGCUGCUCAUUGAAGUCUAGCUUUCUUGUCUUAAUUGGACACUGGGCUGAGAGAUGGGCCAUGCCAAGCCAUGAGUGGUCAUUUCCAGUGUUUGAGAGCUAAGCCUUGGACUACGCGUUUGUUCACAUGGAGAAGGAAGCAGAUGCCAAAGCCGCCAUCGCGCAGCUCAACGGCAAAGAAGUGAAGGGCAAGCGCAUCAACGUGGAACUCUCAACCAAGGGUCAGAAGAAGGGGCCUGUCCUGGCUAUCCAGUCUGGGGACAAGACCAAGAAACCAGGGGCUGGGGAUACGGCAUUCCCUGGAACUGGUGGCUUCUCUGCCACCUUCGACUACCAGCAGGCUUUUGGCAACAGCACUGGUGGCUUUGAUGGGCAAGCCCGUCAGCCCACGCCACCCUUCUUUGGUCGCGACCGCAGCCCCCUGCGCCGUUCACCUCCCCGAGCCUCUUACGUGGCUCCUCUGACGGCCCAGCCAGCCACUUACCGGGCCCAGCCCUCAGUGUCGUUGGGAGCUGCCUACAGGGCCCAGCCUUCUGCCUCUUUGGGUGUCGGCUAUCGGACUCAGCCCAUGACAGCCCAGGCAGCCUCUUACCGUGCUCAGCCCUCUGUCUCCCUCGGGGCCCCAUAUAGGGGCCAGCUGGCCAGCCCUAGCUCCCAGUCUGCUGCAGCUUCCUCACUUGGCCCUUAUGGUGGAGCCCAGGCCUCAGCCUCGGCCCUCUCUUCCUAUGGGGGUCAGGCAGCUGCAGCGUCUUCGCUUAACUCCUAUGGGGCUCAGGGCUCCUCCCUUGCCUCCUACGGUAACCAGCCAUCCUCUUACGGCGCCCAGGCUGCCUCUUCCUAUGGGGUUCGUGCGGCUGCCUCUUCCUACAAUGCCCAGGGAGCAGCUUCCUCCCUAGGUUCCUAUGGGGCCCAGGCAGCCUCCUAUGGGGCCCAGUCUGCAGCUUCCUCACUAGCUUAUGGGGCCCAGGCGGCAUCUUACAGUGCCCAGCCCUCGGCCUCCUACAAUGCCCAGUCUGCCCCCUAUGCUGCACAACAGGCUGCUUCCUACUCUUCCCAGCCUGCUGCCUAUGUGGCACAGCCAGCCACAGCAGCUGCCUAUGCCAGCCAGCCCGCCGCCUACGCUGCACAAGCCACUAACCCAAUGGCUGGCUCCUAUGGGGCCCAGCCAGUUGUCCAGACCCAGCUGAAUAGUUAUGGGGCUCAAGCGUCAUUGGGCCUGUCAGGCUCCUACGGGGCUCAGUCGGCUGCUGCGGCCACUGGCUCCUAUGGGGCUGCAGCUGCCUAUGGGGCCCAGCCUUCUGCCACCCUGGCAGCUCCGUACCGCACUCAGUCGUCAGCCUCCUUGGCUGCUUCGUAUGCUGCCCAGCAGCAUCCCCAGGCUGCUGCCUCCUACCGUGGCCAGCCGGGCAAUGCCUACGAUGGGGCAGGUCAGCCGUCUGCAGCCUACCUGUCCAUGUCCCAGGGGGCCGUUGCCAACGCCAACAGCACCCCGCCGCCCUAUGAGCGUACCCGCCUCUCCCCACCCCGGGCCAGCUACGACGAUCCGUACAAAAAGGCUGUCGCCAUGUCGAAAAGGUAUGGUUCCGACCGGCGUUUAGCCGAGCUCUCUGAUUACCGCCGUUUAUCAGAGUCGCAGCUCUCGUUCCGCCGCUCGCCGACAAAGUCCUCGCUGGAUUACCGUCGCCUGCCCGAUGCCCAUUCCGAUUACGCACGCUAUUCGGGCUCCUAUAAUGAUUACCUGCGGGCAGCUCAGAUGCACUCUGGCUACCAGCGCCGCAUGUAGGGUCAUCCUGGGAUGGGCACCACAGGGAGGGGAGGAGAGGUGGGACAGGGCGCAUACCCAGGUUAUAACCACUUGGCCCAUACCUCUCCCAUCUGCGGUUUUUCAUCCCCUCUGCCUGUGGGCCUUCCCUGGAGAUGAUCCUUUGGAGUGCUCAGCAGUAACCUACCUUGUUCCUUUGCCUCAGCAGCAUAUCUUGCCACUGGCUCUAGAUCUGCGGUUUCCCCUCUCCCCUGCCUCCCAUCUCUCCAGAAUGGGAAUUUCUUUUGUUUUUAUUUUUUCCUGGCUCCAUUUUAUUUUUAAUGCGCGAUAUUUAAGGUCGUCUGGAUGGGGAAGCAACCUGCAGCUGAGGUUGGCGGCGCCUUUUUCUUUUUAGAUGUGAGGGAGGCCAGGAAAGGGUUCGCUUAACCAUUUCCUCUGCGCCAAGCUGUGCCAGCAGUCCAGGGGCCCUGACUUUGUCCCUUCGUAGACUGUUGAGACUGGAUUCCCGUUGGAACAGUCAGUUGGUUUAGAUCCACAUCCCUACUGACCACUGAUGUUCUAGCUGAGGUUGAACGGCACAGUCGCACUUCCCUAUCUCCCCAAGUAGGUGGUGUUAGAAAACCUGAAUUUCUUUUCCCUUUUGUAUGGACUACAAUAAAACUUGGGGCAAUUUGCAGUUUGGAAACCUGGUUGUCAUUGUCUUGAUUGCACUCAAGUUUCAGAGGAGCCAGUUAUGACAUCCAGGAAGAUGUGACAGCUGAGGGGAGGCAGCCAGAGAGCUCAGGGUGGGCGAGGAAAGACCUGAAUGUGGGAAUUAGAGUGAUUUCCCUGCUGCCCAGAGGAAUUUAACUCAUCGUCGUCCCACUAGCCUGCCAUCCGUAGGGUUGGAGAGUCCAGGCCAAGUUGCUUAGACUUCUCAGCCCUCAGCUUGACUUAACCACACGAAAAUGCAGUAAACGUGUCGCCCAUUUUCCUCUACCGAUGCUUGACCAUGUUUCCUGACUUGUCUCCUGUUGAGAAACAAACUGUGCUUACAGCGGGAUGGUUCUGGGGUUUGGUUUCUCAAGUGAGGCAGCCAGCAGUGGGGAAUGGGCUGCUCUGGUGCUUACGUGGGCUGGUGGGUCCUGCAGCCAGCGGGCCGAGUGAAUGCUGCGGCUGGGGCCUGAACAGGGGCAGGGGUGAUGUCAGCGUCUGGUACUGCCCUGUCUGGAGAAGGAAGGGACGGGGCAGUUGGAAGCAGGUACGGGGGAUUCUGGCCAUAGACCUAGUAUUUCGCCUGUUGAACUUCACCAUGGAACAUCCUUUCUGUGUCCUGCCAACCCCUGCCGUCAUCGUCACCUGAGACUCCUUUUCCUAUCCCUGUUGGUUGGGCCUUUCAAAUAUCUUGCUGGGUUUGUAUUUGAAAUGUCACAGUAGACUCUGAGAAAGGAGUGGGGUGGAAGCAUAACCAAGUAGAGGUGCUGGGGUUGGGUGAGGAAUUAAGGAUUCUUCCUAUGCUUUUAGUCCAGAGUUGAGGGUUGAGAGAACCAGGGCAAAAAUACAUGGCUAUUCCAGGUGGGGACAAGAUAGAGGCUUGGGCUUAAUGCUGGGUAAAUGGAAAAAGACGGGUUGGGUGGGGUGGUAAUAGGAAAAUUUGUGAGUGUUCCUUUGGGUAAAGGGGGUUUAGAGGCUCUGGGAGGCUUUGAGGGCAGGGCAGCUUUUCGGGGGGUAAUGUGUGAAUCAUGGAGUUCUGGUGGGUUCUCUUCUGCCUCCUUCACUGGCUUCCUGUGGUGAACUUGCUUGUGACAGGUAGUUUGCCCAGAUGUCCUGUUCCCUCUGCCCAGUGGGCAAAUGCAUACUGUCUUUAUAACUGAGCUCUUGCUUGUAGAUGCUACGGGGAGCAACCUCAGGGAGUCCUGCGGCCAUAGCUCCUUUGCUUCUCUUUCUGCUCAAUGCUUUGCCUCCAGGUGUUUGCUGUUCCUUAUCUUUCCUUUUGCAGGACUGGGGAAGAAUGGGAGGGGGUGUUUGAUAGGUUCCUUGUCAUUUUCCUGCAGCGAAGAUGGAUGAUUAGAGGGCCCAGCUAAUAAGCCUACCUUUGGUUACUACCCUGGGAAAUUGAGGGUUGAUUGUAGGGCUGUGAUUGUGGCCUGUGUAUUUGUAAUAGUUGUCAGUGUGGCUUUCUGUCAUCUUCCUUUGAUGGUUUUGCCACUGUCCCAGUCUCUGCGAGAAACAGCUUAAUGUGCUCUCUGGGCCAGUGUUGAUGUUUUUUCAUUGCCGUCCAGGCUGUUAGUGACCUGGCCUUCACGGUCACUAAGUGCCUGUCAUUUCUCGGUCCUGAUGUCCCAACUGCCUCAGCCCUCAGGCUUAUGCUUCAAGCCAGAAGGAGCUACAAAGUGAAAUCUUUUGUAAUUUUCUUUUCUCUUGCAGAUUGUUUUAAAAUCUCCCUUUCCUCUUUUUUAAAUUAUGCCACCUGUGUUAAUUCUGUAGCCCACUCAGCAUACUUUGCUUUUUGUGGAUUUAUGAUUUCCAGGGUCCUGUAACUUGGGGGAAGGUU